Ricinus communis (castor bean) is the source of this 994-nucleotide messenger RNA. Its product is annotated as squamosa promoter-binding protein 1. The record is from RefSeq and is a predicted model, not a curated record. Bases 163 to 759 code for a protein of 198 amino acids. Gene Ontology annotation, cellular component: nucleus. NCBI's taxonomy places the organism in Eukaryota, Viridiplantae, Streptophyta, Magnoliopsida, Malpighiales, Euphorbiaceae. The transcript is spliced from 2 exons. Gene Ontology annotation, molecular function: DNA binding.
GUUUGUGUGGCCCUUGCUCAGUUUCAAGUUUUCAACCCUUUUUCCUUAUUUCCUCUCCUCUUAUUAUUUUUGGCGUUUCUUUUACUCUCUUUUAGGACCCAAAAUGUGCUUUUGUGUUGUCUUCAUUUUGUUGGUUUUCCUUUGCUUCCCAGAGGAAAUGAAAUGGAAGGAAAGGGGAAGCAAAAGAUGAUGAUGAUGAUGGGGAGGGUAGUGAAGGAGGAAUUAGCUCAUGAGAUUGAUAGGGAAUUAUCAGAUGAUGAUGAGUAUUUAGGGAUGGGAAAUUUAGGAGGUGAUUUUGAGAGUAACAAGAAAAAGAAAGUGGUCAGUGGUGAUGCUGGUGGUAGAAAGAAAGGGUCUUUUGGUGGUGGUGGUGUAGGGAUGAGGUGUUGUCAAGCUGAGAAGUGUAUGGCUGAUCUGAAUGAUGCAAAGCCAUAUCAUAGAAGGCAUAAGGUCUGUGAAUAUCACGCCAAGGCUCAAAUUGUGCUUGUGGCUGGGAUUAGGCAAAGGUUUUGCCAACAAUGCAGCAGAUUCCAUGAGCUGAUUGAAUUUGAUGAAACCAAAAGGAGUUGUCGCAGGCGUUUGGCUGGACAUAACGAGCGACGAAGGAAGAACACUACCGAAUCUCAUACAGAAGGUUCAAGCCACAGAGGAACAGGCACACAGUUGAAGGAUAUGGUUUUUGGGCAGGUUGAUGAUAGCGGAAGAAUUAAGAUAACUAUCCAAGAAAAUACCACUUACAAGCACUUCCAGAUCAGAUAAACUGAUUGCUCUCUCUCUUCUGUCAUCCUAUGGUUUGUGGUCACAGUGACAGUUUGUGAAAUGUUCAAUAGUAUGUAAAGAUUCUGGAAUGCAGGUUGAACAGAUGCUAAUAGCACUGGGGCAUUCAUUUUAUUGGUUCUUGCAAUAGAUGUGUGGAAUUCUUUGGUUUAGCCAAUGUACUCAACUCAGUAAUGCUAAUAGGUUCUCUAUAUCAUGAUUGCUGUCAUUAUUUUAA